ACGUAGAUUUGUGCAUGAAUUGCAAUCAGUUAUGCGAUUAAUGAUAGAACUAUACCUAUUAUAUCAGUCUGAAGGGUGCAUUAGUGGUCAUAAGAAAUAGAACGAAUAGAUACAAAGAAUACAUAUGAGAUGAGCCUUUAAUGGGGAAUCGGUACAUUCGUUGAAUUUUGUUCAUUUGACGUGUGGGAAAGCUACUUUUCGUUUUAUUUUGACAUAUUAACUUCCGAAGCUUAUGAUUGUUAUAGUUCCAGUCUACCUUGACUAAGGAAUGUUCGAUUAAGGUGCAUCAAUAGAAUUGCCUACUUAGAGCAUUAAAAUCGAUUGUAAACCUGGUGUAUUAUUACGUCCUAAAUUUCGCAAACCCGUCCAACCAUUAAAAAUGGACGCAACAACAGCUACACCCGCAACAACAGCAGCGGCAGCCGCCAAACGUUUACAAAUCGAGAAAGCCCAGAACUUCAUGCGUCAAUAUCGGGAUCCGGAAUCAAGGGAACUGAAGAAGCUCUCUGCCAACCAAUUUAUGGAUGUCUGGAGUCACUACGAUAAAGAUGGAAAUGGUUACAUCGAGGGAACCGAAUUGGAUGGGUUCUUAAGAGAGUUUGUGUCAAGUGCAAAUGCAACGGAUGUUAGUCCGGAAGCUGUAACUGAUACAAUGCUAGCUGAAUUAAAAUCGUGUUUCAUGGAAGCAUACGAUGACAACCAGGAUGGCAAAAUUGAUAUCAGAGAGCUCGCACAAUUGCUUCCAAUGGAGGAGAAUUUUUUAUUGCUCUUCCGGUUUGAUAAUCCAUUAGAAUCAAGUGUGGAAUUUAUGAAGAUUUGGCGUGAGUAUGACACAGAUAACAGUGGGUACAUUGAAGCUGAUGAGCUGAAAAAUUUUCUUCGAGAUUUGCUCAAAGAGGCAAAAAAAAUCAAUGACGUAUCCGAGGACAAAUUAAUUGAGUACACUGACACAAUGCUACAGGUAUUUGAUGCCAAUAAGGAUGGACGGCUUCAACUUUCUGAAAUGGCGAAAUUGCUUCCCGUUAAGGAAAACUUCCUUUGUCGCCAGGUAUUCAAGGAAGGCAUCGAAGGUGCUGCAAAGUUGACUAAGGAAGAUAUUGAAAAAGUAUUCUCACUUUACGAUAGAGAUAACAAUGGUACAAUUGAAAACGAAGAGUUAAGAGGGUUCCUAAAGGAUCUACUUGAGCUUGUUAAGAAGGACGAUUACGAUGCUCAAGAUUUAAGUCAAUUUGAAGAGACAAUUCUUCGGGGUGUUGGCUAUGAUAAAGACGGAAAAAUUUCCCGCAAAGAACUGACAAUGAUACUUUUAACACUGGCAAAGAUGCCACCAGAGGAUGAUCAAUAAAUUAUUUGUUGAUAUCCCUAAACUGACAUUGUAUUUGAUGAAAUAAAUACUUUUAUAAUUAUUAUUUAAGAUAACCAAAAAAAAUAAAAAAAAAAAGAUCCUUAUUACAAGAUAUAAUGAAUUUUAAAUCGUAAAUAGCUAUAAAACUAAUUAUUGUUUUUAAUUAAACUAUUCAACAAAAACACUACUAUUAACUCUUAACCACUUGGAUUAUAAAAAUCUAUUGAAAAUUAAUAUAAAUCUACGAUCUACACAUUUAAACAUACAUAUGUACGAGUAUAAAAACUGUUAUUAGAAAAAUCGAUAUUUUUAAUAUUCCUAUAUUUAUGUAUACUAUUAUAUUAGUAAAUCUAUUCAAUUUGUUUCUUAAAAACACAAAGCUAUUUUAAAUAUUGAUGUUUAUUUUUCACUGUUUUACAAUUUAAAUAUAAAAACUCUAUAAAUGCUUCUUUAUUUAAUAUAAAUAGUCCAAAACAUAAACUAAGACACAAUAUACAAAAUCGAACAUAAAGAUAUAAAGUCGUUUACAUCGAUAUUUUUUUAUUUUAUAAAUGUUUAUAUAGGUUUUAAGAAAUAUAAUAUAUGUUGAAAUUAAAUAUAAAUCUAUUUAUGUAUGUUAUUCAAAGAAAAUAUUAUUAAUUUAUUUUGCAGUAAACAUUUUUAAUGUAUGAUUGGACAAAGAAGGCUAUUAUAAAAUGAGAUUUCUUAAAUUUUAACCAAGAAAUUGUAUCAAGUUUAUCAAAUCCAACUGAACGGAUUAAAAAUUAUCUAAACCAAAUAUCAAUCAAAUAUUUUUCGUUUUUCAGGGGUGUUAUAAUGGGGAUGUUGGUUUAAAUAUUAAAUAUAAAGAGUACCUACAUUUUUUUGUUCACACUUAGAAAAGGUUUAAUCCUGUAUUUAGGGUUUCAUAACGGAACCCAAAAGUCAUAUGAUAUGAAGAAACGACAGACAUAGAGACUGGAAACAUAUUUUAAAAUUUUUUUAAACUAAUGUCUAUUUUCUUGAAAAGCCAGUCUUUGUGAAAUGCAAAAUCUAUUAUUAUAAUGUUUUCAAUAACAACAAAAUAAGUUAAGCCGCUUUGGCUCUCACGGCCUCAUAUCAAAAUAUUAGACAUUUUUUGUUUCCCUUGAAAAUAGGACUUAAAUAUCUACUAUAAGCCUUGUAUGAAUGAAUGAAUUUUUUGCACAUUCAAAGGGACCCCGAAAAUUGGACUUACGUUGUUCUGACCAGCUCUAUCAGUUAUGAAAAAAACUGAGCUAAUAACUCUGUGAAUACUUAUGAUAGAAACUUCAUUAAUGUCUUAAUUUUAAACAAGCUAGCUCGAAAACUCAUAGAUUUUAUGAUAUUUAGGAAAACCUGCACCAGGUUAAAUCUUUAAAAAUGUGUUUUUUUGCUUUAGUCAAAAAUAAGAUUAAAAUUUUGUUUAUAGUUUAAGUUUAUUUCUAUUUAAGACGUAGUUACAACAGUUAUUUAAAGUGUGCUCCUUGAUUUUGUAUGCUAGAUAGAGACCGUUUUUUUGGAUUUGAUUGCUAAUAUUAAUUGAUGGAGGUUCUGCUAAAUGAUUUAACAUAUCCAAUCCAGGAUAUUUCACUGUUUCAACUAGCUGCUUCAUGUUACGAACAAGAUGACGCUCCAGCCUAUUAAAAAGAAUAACAUUUCUUCUAAAAAUCAAGAAAUUAAUGAAGUUUCUAUCAUAAGUAUUAACGGAGUUAUUAACAUUAACACGAGUAAAUGCAUACCGAAGUAAACGUUUUCUUAAAUCAUCGCUAAAGCUAAAGGGUAUCAAAUUUGUAGAUAGAGAGUUACUGUAGAGCAAUUUUUUUCUUAGAAUAUACACAAGAAUCAUCCCCUAAAAUCUUCUUAUCUCAUUACGGGACACCAUGUAUAUUUAUUUAUUACCAAUCCUAUCUCCAAGCAAAUAAAAUGAAUGUAAUUUUUUUUUAAAUUUUUUUUUCAUGAAAAAGACAUUUACACAUUGUUAAUAAACUUAUCGUAAAUUAAAUUUAAAUUAAUAACAUUGUCUUAUGAAUAAUUGAACUAAAACACAGGAUACGUCUGGAGAAUACUUUCAACAGAUUUUAUAUAAAUAACGUAUUGCCAAAUUAUUAAAGAAAAAUAUACUUAUGAGAUGAGAUACAUACAUUAAAAAUAUAUAAAAACAAAUUUACUAUUAAAGUUAUAACAAAAUACAAAAUAUAUGUCCAAGCCAAGAAUAAUAGGAAAAUGUCAAUAAAAACUUUACGAAAGAAUCAUUAUAUGACUGGUUUCAUAUAAUAUUUCAAAAGGAAAUACAUUAUGCGUAUUCAAAUGAAUACUAAAAAAAACUGAAAUCAUGCUACUGAAUAUUAAAUUAAAAUCAUCAAAUAAAUUAUUUGAAAAAAGUCGGUGCUUUAAACUUAUAGAUAAAGUAUAACUAGUUAAAAUUAUUAACAUACAUUUUUUACUCAAAAUUUAUUUGUAUUGGUUAUGGUCAUAUCACUUUAAAAAUAGUUGUUUUUUUUAUGGAAAUAUAUAAAUGUUUGUAAUAACGCUUCAUUUUAAAUGCAAUUCUUCAAUGGUUGUGACUGGAGACAUGGUAGUGUAUAACAGUUUUAAUAGUUUAUUCUGAUUGAUCGGUGCAUUUAAUAACAAAAUUUUCAGUGGUGCCUUUCAAUGUUAAGUUUACACAAUUUAUGAACAUUAUGAAAGCAUGGAAUGGAUUCAGUAGUACAUUUUUGUAUUAAAUAUAUGCAUAUUGGAAAUGCAAUAUAGUUUUGAAUAUAGGAAUUCAAUAUGCAUGUUGUUACGGCUAAGGAUAAAGUCAAGUCCCAGCUUCCCAAAUGUCUAGUGAUAGACUAGAUUGUGGUUCAACGGAAUUAAACAUAUAGCUAUUGAUGAGAAAAAAGGGAACCUUAAAAUAAAUGCUUAAAAUGCUCACCUUGAAUCCCACCUUCUGAAAACAAUGGGAUUUCUUCUUAAAGUAAGCGGAAUCCGCUUAAAAUAUGUUAAAUUAAAGGUGAACUUUAUUUCAUUUUAAUUUUCAUCUUGAGGCAACCGACUAAAAAUAAAAAGAUUCCGCCUUAUUUAUAUAUGCAUACGUCUUAAUACUAAAAGAUUUUCUUAAACAAAAUAAAAUCAUUUAAAAUUAAAAUCGUUUGGUUUUUGCAACAACUUUAACAAAUUAUUAAAUUUUUAUUAGACUUCAGCUUUAGUUGUAAUUUAUCAUACCAAUUUUUAACAGAGAGAGCCUGAUAGUUAAGCACUCGCGUAGUGAAGUGCCCAAAAAGUUGUAGGUUCGAUUCCCAGUGGCUUCACAUCAAAAUAAGAUGAUUUUCACCUCAAAUUAACUGGAUUUCUUUUAAAUUACAAAAAAAAACUCUGCAGAAAUCCGUUUGUUUUUGGGUGGGCUUUUUUCUUCGUGAUGUGAAUAGUUUUUACAAAAUUAAUAGUAGUUGGUACUUAUGUAUGGACAAACUUUACAUAACCUAGAGAUUUUCUAAGUUGAUUAUUUCACCUGGCUAUAUUUAAAAGCGCCAAAAUAUGACACGGAUAUAUGUAAUGUACAUAUGUACGUAAGGGGCGAUAAGGAUAAAAUACACCUGUUACAAACUGUUAUAAACUGUCAUGUCUUUAUGGUAUAACCUAAGUAAAAAUUAAUAUUGAUAUAUAAAUAAAAUAUACAGUUGUUGUCAAAUGUAAAA
This is a messenger RNA of Episyrphus balteatus (marmalade hoverfly), 5025 nucleotides long. RefSeq names its product calbindin-32 (gene Cbp53E). NCBI's taxonomy places the organism in Eukaryota, Metazoa, Arthropoda, Insecta, Diptera, Syrphidae. Bases 380 to 1345 code for a protein of 321 amino acids. Gene Ontology annotation, cellular component: cytosol; nucleus; dendrite. The record is from RefSeq and is a predicted model, not a curated record. The transcript is spliced from 12 exons. Gene Ontology annotation, biological process: regulation of presynaptic cytosolic calcium ion concentration; regulation of long-term synaptic potentiation. Gene Ontology annotation, molecular function: calcium ion binding.